This is a messenger RNA of Scophthalmus maximus (turbot), 5775 nucleotides long. Its product is annotated as carbohydrate sulfotransferase 8-like. The transcript has 4 exons. The coding region runs from base 1274 to 2608 and encodes 444 amino acids. Gene Ontology annotation, molecular function: sulfotransferase activity. Lineage: Eukaryota; Metazoa; Chordata; Actinopteri; Pleuronectiformes; Scophthalmidae. Gene Ontology annotation, cellular component: membrane. Gene Ontology annotation, biological process: proteoglycan biosynthetic process; carbohydrate biosynthetic process. The record is from RefSeq and is a predicted model, not a curated record.
AGUCGAUUACUAAUCGAUUAAUCGAUUAACUGUUACAGCUCUAAUAUACUCAACAUUCACCAUUCACACACACACACACACACACACACACGUUUGGGAACUUCUUCUCAAGCCCUCCAUGUCUCUGCAGUCCAUCCUUAACCCCAUGACCCCGAUGGAAGCACACGUCGUCUGACUUGUACCAUAAAUGCUGCAUGCAGGUUGAAUGGAAAGAGGAAGAAAAAGAAUCUACUGGGUAAAAUGAUGAAAGUCCUUUUGGCAUCGAUUGCCAGAAAAUGAAUACAACUAAUAACAGCAUUAAACGAUUCCUAAUCAAUGACGCCGGGCUCCAACCGGCAGGUCUCCGUGCCUCACGCCUGCGACGGACGGAGAUGCUCGGUUUGGUUUGGUUUGAACUCCGUGCCGCCUCCGCUGUGGCUCAGUUGCAUGUGGCAGCAGCGCGCAUCAUCCAGUGUUGCACUCGCAGCGCGCCACGGGCGGAGAGAAAAGAAGAAGGGAAGAAAAAAAACCUGGCGUUGUAACAACGGCAACAAGACACGGAGCUCAUCCAUAUUAGAGGAGUCUUUAGUGAACCCGGACCGCGAGAGAGACACUCCUCUCCUGCUCCCGGCUCCCGUCGCAUCUGCUGCCGGACUCGGUGGAGGCGCGCGGAUGAGAGUCGCAGCCCCGUCUCUGUCAGCAUCAGCAUCAGCCUCAGCAUCAGCAUCAGCAUCAGCAUCAGCAUCAGCCUCAGCAUCGCCUUGAAGACAAAGGGAGCGCCGCGCACCCAAAGUGGGCUCCGGUCGCGGAGGGGAGACAGUUUUUGUCUUCUUCUUUUUUUCCUUUUUUUUUUUUCAAAGACAGCUACGACGCAGCCGUGCGCGCCCGCCCGGAGGCAGACAGACGCCGGUCCGUGGAGACCCCCUUCUGGAAUGCGCAAAGAUGUGAGAGUAAAGGCGCGGGAGGCACCGUGAUUUGACCACAUUACAUCUCUCCCUCUCUCUCUCUCUCUCUCUCUCUCUCUGGACGCAUCGGGCACGGCGAGUCAUGCUUGUUCCUGCCGGGCCAUCGACGGGGUGGCGUCAAACUUGAAGGUCUUGCACAGUCGAUGCGCGUCGCGGCGUCGACCGUGCACUUUGCAUCAUUCCCCCCCCCCCGAAUAAUAGGCGGCGGUGCUGAGACUUGACUGAUCAACUAGUGAAGGAGAGGAGGACGCACUCACUUCUCACACCUUCCCCUCGGAGCUUCAUGGUGUUUGAGAACUUACUGCAUUAGCGUCUGACUGUGCCGCAUCAUGCUGUGGAUGAAGUGGAAGAUGGUGGUGGACUCCCUGCGUGGCCGGAGAAGGAGGCUGCCGUGUUUCCUCUGGUUCCUCCUGCUAUUCACUGCUGGAAGUCUGGUUCUCUUCAUCCACCGGCAAGAUUUGUCAGAGAUGGUCCAGCAACAAGGCUCAGGCAUGAUGCUUGAAAGCACUCCACAGCAGUCCAGAGAGACCCUCUCCACUUUGGACAGAGAGAGAGGCAAAUCUGACAACCACCAGACAGCAGAAGGUGUCUUGCCCAGCCUGGUCCCUCCGAUGCAGUUCCCACACUUUGAGAACAGUCGACAGACAGCCACCCCUGGGUCUCGAGAGCAGGACAUCAACUCCCAUCACGUCUCCAAAAGACAGCGCAAACUGCUGAAGACAAGUCCCCCGAUCCGUCACGCCACCAACAAUGUUUCCUCAUCCUCCUCUUCUUCCUCGUCCUUACAUUCCUCCUUCUCUGCCUCGGGCUCUUUUGGCCCUGAGAGCUGGAUAAAGCUCACCAACACCUUGGAAGCACGCCAGAAACUGAUGAAGGAAAUGUGUGCCAAGUACAAAAGCAGCAUCUCCAGGACCAUUACACAUCAUCAUGUGAAAUACCUGUAUGUGGUGGACAAGUACAAGUUGUUGUACUGCCAGGUGCCCAAGGCAGGCUGUUCCAACUGGAAGAGGACCCUGAUGGUUCUGGCGGGCCAGGCCUCCAAUACUCAGAGCAUCAAACAUGACACAGUCCACUAUGACAACCACCUCAAGAAGCUGGACAGCUUCGACCAACAGGGUCUCAUGCACCGACUGAAAACCUAUACCAAAGUCAUGUUUGUGCGAGAACCCUUGGAGAGGAUGGUGUCGGCUUAUAGGGACAAGUUUGAAAAUCCAAACGACCACUACCACUCACUGUUUGGGAAACCUAUCAUCUCCAAGUACAGGGCGAACGCGUCCUCGGAGGCCCUGAGGACAGGGAACGGGGUCACGUUCAAGGAGUUUGUCCAGUACCUCCUGGACGGCCACCGGCCCGUGGGAAUGGACAUCCACUGGGAGCAGGCGAACCAGCUCUGCAACCCUUGUCUCAUAUACUAUGACUUCAUCGGUAAGUUUGAAAACAUGGAAGAGGAGUCCAACUUUCUCCUGCGAUUGAUUCGGGCACCACACAACCUCAAGCUGCCUAAUUUUAAGGAUAGGAACCCUUCUGACAAGAGGACCUCUAUGCAGCUCACACAAAAUUACUUCUCGCAGGUCAGCAUGUUGGAGAGACAGCGAGUCUAUGACUUCUACUACAUGGACUACCAAAUGUUUAACUACUCCAAGCCUUUUAAAGAUUUGUAUUAACUGACUCCUACCAAGACUCUUGAAUCACAGUCACAUUCCACUAUGUCCACAUCUUAACCAUCUAACUCUAAAUGGUGGAAUCUUUUUUUUCCGUCUGACUGUCUUUCAAUUUUCUCAACACACACUCAUCUGCUCAACCUCAAAUUUUGUGUCGAACUCUGAAGUGUUUUGUUGGAUGAGCGGUUUUGGGAAAAUCAACAGACAGAUAUUCCUCCAUUUCUUUUUCUUUUAAAUGGAGACAAAACCCACGGAUGACAUCACUGAAGGCCACGCUUCAGCUUGUUUCAGCAAUGCACUCGGGAUGGUUAUUCCAGCUUAAAGCUCUAUCACAUGAUCACAUGGACCUUUGCACCAAAGCAGAGAGAAAAGCUGCUUUUUAGGAAUUAAAUUCCACCAGAUUAUCUUAAUUUCAGACAACUAUGAGAUGAAAAGGUCCGCGUGAUGUUGUAUCAAAUACACUAAACUGUCCUGAAGUACAAGGUAUUUAUCCACUACUAGCACGUGAUGUGGUAGAUUAUUGAAAUCAUAAAUGUUAUGUUACUAAUAAGAAGUUUAUUGUUGUUUUGCUGGCUUUAAAUGAUGCCUUACCAUGGGUCAAAUAACAAUGUGUUUUAUGGAUUAAUUCAGCACAGAUGCCACGCAUGGGUGGGAUUUAGUAUAGGUUCCAAACACAUUCCUGAAUUCAGACAUUAUUUCAUCAUAUAGUAUAUUUAGUCUUUUUCAGUCUUUGAUAGCCACAGACGAAGCUAAAGUAAGGAUCAACUCUCCCAAUCACCUUCAGCCAACUCUUUUUUUUAAUUUGAAGUAUUCACUCACAGCAAGUUAGGCAUCACUAUACCUCGAAGUAUCAGUACAUAACAAUACAGGUACUUCAUGUAAAUGGUUUUACUAAAUGUAAAGUGUUACGAAAUGAAACGCUGCAGACAGUAUACAUCUUGAAAAUGUGUAAAGUGCAGUGUGCACGUAUUGCAGCAUUUUUGUACUUCUCACUUCGUCGGUUGGGUUUGUGUUUAAGUCUGACACAUUCACUGCUGUGAGACCCCUGUCCCUACAGUAUUUACUUGGGUUGCUAUAUGCAGGACAGCCAGGUACUCGCAGGGUACAAUAUGUUGCUGCCAAUGUCUCUUAAUACCUUUUACAGUAUUAUAGACUGACUGUUCAUACUUUCUGUUGACAGCAUUGGCAACCCCCCAAAAAAACAACAACACAAAAACUGGUGUUUAUAUUCGGUAUCAAAUAUAAUCAAGUGUAAUGAUAAUAAAAGAAGAGUGGCAAAACUUCUCCAUGUGUCAUACCAAACACUCCCCGAACAGCUACGUCGAACAGAUCUGACACUGUCAGUCCCUCUGUAUGGAUCACAUCUCCUCUACUCCACUUUAAAGGCUUUUUUUCUGAUACUACUGUGUAAAAAUGUAUAAUGGGCAUUCAGAUGACUGUAUAUUUUUCUAUAUAUCUAUAUAUAUAUAUAUAUAUAUAUAUAUUCAGUGCUUAUUGGUGAAGGUAUGUUUAUUUUCUUUUUGAUGUCACUGGUUGUUCUUUCAAUAAUACCACUAUAGAGUGUUGUGUAACUGAAGAGUUUCUUUCCAAAAAACAAAAUAUCCGCCAGCUCAAAACCACAAGUUUCAAGAAACUUCACAGCUGAUAUUAAAAAAAAUGAGUGGUACAAUUUAUUGUGUAGAAAAAAACUACUCUAGGUCCGAUCGAUGGAUAGAUACCACUGGGUGCUUCAGAGGUAGCAUACUUUUUUAAAAAAAAAUGGAUAUAUACGUUUUUGGAAAUGAGCUCUUUAAUUAGUUAUCCCUGAUCUGUUUGGUAUUCCAAUAGGAUCGAAGACCCUGUACAGAUGAGCUGCAUCCCACCUAGUUACUCAUCCUGGCUAAUGACAGCGUUACCAAUAGCAACUCCACUGUGUGCAUCUGUGUGUGUAUGUGCAAUAUUGAAUACGCUGUUUAAAGGCUUUACAAUCGUUCUUCCCACCCUUUUUGGAAGUAUAAAGUAUAUAAAGACUUUGCAGGUGCAGUAUCCUGUGUCCAAUGUUACUAAACUGGUAUAUUCCCAACACACCUAACCCACCUGUGAACGUUUUUCUUAAGCUCUGCCUGAUGCAGGUCGGACCACACUGUGAUCACACACAAUGUGCACUGGAAACUACACAGACACUGGCGAUUCCGAGGUCCUAAAGCACUCAAACAUUGUUAAAUUAGGCGCCUCUUACAACCCCUUUAUGGGAGUAGACAUGUUUUAAGAUACUGCUAAAUAUGAUUUAUUAUGAGGUUUAAAAAGGUGGAAGUAGAAACAUGAGACGGACUAGGUAUGUCUAACAGAGUAUUAUAGACUGAAUGAGACCUGAGCCAAGGUGGCUCCAAAAGAAAAUGUUGUUUAAUUCUUCUAGUGCAAUGAAGUGAUUAAAUGUUAUGCCUAUGAUGCCAAAGGAAUAAAUAGAAAUACCCUUAAUACACAAAAACAAAGUCAGAUGUAACCCAUGUGGGUACAAUCAAAGUGGGUACAGUAUGUUUUUAUGAGGGCAUGAUGAAAAGUUGAAUUCGAUGUUCUGUGACGCUGAGAGCAACAUAUGGCUGGUCUCCAAUAAAGCAGUCACUGUACAGCUACACACUUUGCGACUCACUGAAAAUGUGUUUUGUGUAACAAGGUACUUUAGGAAGCAAUUUUAUUUGCCUAUGAGCAAAGGGGAAUUUCUAUUAUUUAAAUCUAUACACAGUAUAAUCGACUUUUGAUGACUUUCAAGACUUUUGGUGGUAUUACCCUUUCAUGGUGGUGGUAACUGUAUGAACUUUUUGUCAGUAAAGUGCGUUGGCUUUUGCAAUUCCAAAACUGUUUAGGUUGCGGUCAGAUUAUAGCCACUCUCUGGCCACAACAGCUAAUGCAUUACGACGAGUGUUGCUCCUGCAACUACUGCGUCAGUCCCUGCCCCUCAGCUAAUAAAGCUUUCUUGGUAUGUGGGUGUACGGACAGAUUUAUCUAAAGCAUAAUUACUGUAACAAGUGAAUGUAUAACUGUUAUCAUUGGUGCAAAGUUGUAUAAAACAUGAUCUCAAGCCCUUUGCCUUAUUUUACACUGCCAAUCAAAUGGUGUAUUUCAGGAAGAUAUUCUUCAGGUGGUUAUUGUUUCUGGCUGAUGAUUACUAAUAAAUUGUCUUUAGCAUUUUC